Messenger RNA from Trichoderma asperellum CBS 433.97, 1059 nucleotides. RefSeq lists its product as uncharacterized. The record is from RefSeq and is a predicted model, not a curated record. NCBI's taxonomy places the organism in Eukaryota, Fungi, Ascomycota, Sordariomycetes, Hypocreales, Hypocreaceae.
AUGGCAACGACACGAGUCAUCAAGCUCCCGCGGGAUGAUGAUGAAUCGGCCCAUGUCCUUAUUCAAGUCGUCUCAAAGGGCUCCAAACCAUUGGAUGUAAAGCUCGUUGGAACAGAGGGUGAAGCGCCCUAUGUGGCAUCUUUGAAACAUGAUCGAUUGUCUUCACUUCAAGUUCCAAAUUGUCCCGUCUCCGAGUCAGAAUGGCAAUCAAUUCUGCAAUCUCUAUUUGCGCUACAGCUUGUUGCAGAUAUUCAAGCAACAGCCAGUGUCAAGUCUGAAACCUCUUUAUCUAUCACAAUUCGCAAGAGAGUCCAAGGCAUUACUCAACGACUCGGCUAUAUAGAGUUAAAGCAUGAUGGAGAUGAGAGUAUAGAGCUUUUUGACUGGUGUGCCGAAUCAAUCGACGCAUUGGUACGGAGUAACGCGGCCUUGGCUGAAGCAGCCGCUCAUGCUAAGGAGCUUGAAACCACCGUGACGGAGCUAAAGGCGCAGCUGGACGAGCUCGUCACGUCAAAACAAGAAGAUGAAACAGCCCUUCUUCAGAAGUUCCGAGACCUUCUCAACGAAAAGAAAGUCAGAAUCCGCGAGCAGCAAAAAGUUAUUGCCGCCGGCUCGUUUCCAAAUAGUCAGCCAGUAUCUCAACGGGUUUCUCAAACAUCAGAGCCCCAGCCAUCUCGCACACCCGCCGCAUCUCGGCCUAGAAAGAGAAAAGUCCAGGCUGCGGCGUCUUCCUCAAAAGAGCAACACAAUGAUGAAAUGGAAGUGGAUAAGAUCAAGUCUGAGCCUGAAGAUAGCGAACCAGAGAAUACCCCCGAGGAAUCUGCAGACGACACUGCGUCUGGCGAUAGUGAUGAAGAUGAUAAUGGUGAUGAAGAUAAUAGAAGCGCCGACAAUUCUGAGGCUGGAGCUGAUAAUGUUUCCAAACCGGCGCUUAAAGCACCUCCCAAAAAGGCUAAUGAAAACCCGCCUCCUCCAAGGAGCCUCCCUUUUGCAAAGAAAAAGGCGCCGGCCAAACCUGCUGCAACGGGGCAUGAGACAGACUCUGAUGAUGAACUGUGA